Molecule: messenger RNA, 7461 nt
Organism: Oncorhynchus masou masou (cherry salmon)
Lineage: Eukaryota; Metazoa; Chordata; Actinopteri; Salmoniformes; Salmonidae
Product: soluble lamin-associated protein of 75 kDa-like
Exons: 14
Coding region: 1987-4332 (781 amino acids)
Source: RefSeq, a predicted model, not a curated record
UACUGAUUUACAGUUCAUGGGGUUGCCUAAUCACACACAUGAAGUUUUGGAAAGAUCUGACUUUUUUAACCCUUGUGACACCAAUUAUGGCACUUCCGGUUGGCACAGGAAGCUAUAAGUAAACACAUAUCCUCAUUGUGGUAUGUUUUUACAGAAUCCUGAGUUUUAAGUCUUUACGUGAAGAACUGACUGAUUUACACAGGGUUGAAUGCACUAUUUCUAUCAAACUGCAGGUAGGGUAUGGAUACACACGUUUAGGGUGAUGUUUAACCACUUCCGGUUGGUCCAGGAAGCUUAGAAUCAACACAGGUAGACCUCAUAGUGGCCUGAUGGACUGUCAUCGAAGACUGGUUCAUAAGGCAUUCAUAACCCACAUAGGCUUCAGAUUGACUUUAGAGGAGCAGGCAAUGUAUUCCUAUGGGGAGAGAUGUCAUUGUAAUCUGUGAGAUCAAAAACCCCUGUUUUACUGUUAAGGGUUAAUGCCACACAGUCAAGGUUAGGCUUGCACAGAUCGGGAGGACCUCAGGUACGAUCCUGAGGUCGAAUUGUGCUUCUCACCCAAACUGUUCUCUCACUGUCACCCAAAAGCAAAUGACCAUUUAAGGCCAGGCUUCAUUUUGGGCCUACUUUUUUUCACGGUCGCUGCACUCAGAGCGAGCUACGGUCAUGCGGGGGGCAUCUCGUUGAACUCUGCACGGCCUAGAGAAUAUGGAAAUGCCAUUGCAGGCUCUGUGUGUCUUUAAGCACCGCACUUUGUCACUCCGUCCUUGCUGUGUGUGUGUGUGUGUGAGUGAGAGCUUUUCUUUGACAUCUGUUGGGAGAAAUGACUGACUUACAGUUCAUGGGGAUUGCCUAAUCACGCAUGACGUUUAACCCUUGGAAACAGCACCCAUGACACCAUUUUAAGGCACUUCCGGUUUACACAGGAAGCUGAAAGUGAAAACACAUCCUCCUUGGGGUAGGCAAUUAUAGAAUUUUGAGUUAAAUCUAUGUUAAGAACUGACUUAUUUACAGAGGGUUUAGUGAGUGUGUGUUUAAGAAAAUCACAGAAAUCUUGCAGAGCUCCGAAGCACACUUUAAAAGAUUCCUAUGAACACGAUGCAACUGGAUCUGUAACUGUUUUAAAAAAUUAAAAAACUAUUUUUGAACAUCACCAAUUUGACAUUGUACGAUUUCUCUUAAAUGACGAUAGAUAUAUGGCUGGUUCUUUUUUUUAUUGACACCGGCGGCUCCUUGACUUUGACGUGAAGCGGAAAAAUUAUUGCUCUAUUUUCAUUUUGGACCUUUAAUCCCAGAAAAUGGCCAUAACUCCGUUGAGACACCAUCUUGUUCGGGGCCAACUGCCCAUUAUGCCAAACCUAGGCUCACCAAGUUUCGUCUUCAAAGUCUUUUCCGUUUUGGAGAUAAGGCCACGUCGUGAUUCGUGAUGUUUUGUACAUUUGCAAUAUGAUUCCAUUUGCCCUCUUGUGGGAUUUAUCGGGACAGCGGGAAAAUUACUAUUUUUAUAAAACGGAAACCGAAUGCCCGAGAGAGUUCGUUUGACUUCCUGGUAGAUCCGGCCCUGCCGCACGGCCCGACGCCGUCCGCAAAUUUUACAAAUGUUUUCGGACAUCUAGUAAGGGACCGUACAUUUGCAAUAUGGACUUUCUCACUAACCAUAUGGCGAAUGUCAAUGUUCCCUUAAGGUAUGAAAGCCUUCAGGUCAAUUAGGUGUCUAGCGGCAGUGAUAUUUGUUGACUGAACCUGAAAAAAAACUGGGGGAAACAAAAACCAGGAAAAACUAAAUGGAAUUUGUGGGGGGGGGGGGAAACCCGACUCAGGCAACAAAAAGUGUGUCAAUGGGGGUUAUAGUAGCCUGUUGGUUGUGUGACCACUCCUUUUAGUUCUCAGUCUUCUGUCCUCUUUUUCUGUCGUUUCUCUGUGUCGUCCUGGUGGUGUGAGGCUGACGCAGAUCGGGGGUGACAGACAGUCACAGAACAUCUCAGGAUGGCCGGGACUACUGCCAACUCUCUGGGACGGGCGGAACCUGUGUGUGUAGACUCCUGGAUGGAGUUCCCUGUGGACGUGUUGGAUUCAGUGAGGCAAGAGGAGGUGGAGCAGGCAGCAGAGGGCUACAUGACCCAGCUACGAUAUGUCAGCCCCGACAAGACCGAGAGCUUUACCCUGCCCAGCCACAGAAAGAUCAGUAUCAGUCUGUGUAACGUUGGUUUUGUUCCCAUCUAUGGAGGAGACCUGAAGCACAAGGUUAUGGCCCUGUUCUCCCCAGAUGAUCAGCUCACAGCGGUAGCUCUGUACCUGGCAGGACAGUGGUGGUCAGUAGAGGACAUCCUCAGAACCUCCGACCCCUCCAGAACUGGCCUGGUCAAGGUGAGGAGUCUUGGUGAGCGGCUCGUCCUGUACAUUCUGAACCGUAUCGUGUACCGCGUGGGUGAGAUGGACACACCCGAGGUGCCCUUCCUGUGCCACGGCCAGCACGACUUCGCCAAGCUCCUCUGGAAGGACGGAAACGCUGUCGGGUUCUACUCAGUCAAACCCAAAGACAGCUUGUGUAAUAACUUUGUGACCCAGCGCUACCAGCUUCCUGUCAUGGACUCCAUAUUUGUCAGGAAGUGUCACCGUGGAAACGGCCAUGGCCUGCAGAUGCUGGAGGACUUUGUGGACUCUUUCAAAGACAACCAGCUUGGCCUGAAGUACCCUCUCUCUCUAACCAUGUAUAAAGUGUGUGGCCGGUACCUGUGUCGGUACCCAGCUGACCAGGAUCUGCUGUGGGUGGUAGAGGGAGUGGGAGGCCCUUACCAGAGAGAGAAUGUGGCCAGCAAGAUGAAAGCCCUAGCACUGAAAGCGGUGCGCCACGCGGUGACUUCUAACGGAGCCCGACGAGCAGCCUCCCUGGACCACACAGACGUCAGCAUGGAGGAGGACAACUUUCUGGACAUCACCGAGGAUGUUUUGGUGGUAAAUACUCCCCUGAAGUUAAUAGAAGCGCUGGAUGGCUCACCCGUGUCAACGCGUAGCAGGAGUAGCGGACAUAAAAAGCGUGGCAGAGAAGAGACAGAAGACUCCACGGAGGAGAGCCAGCCUCUGAAGAUGAACAGAAUGGAGGAUGCAAAGUCCGAGCCCACCAACACGACUGUAGAGGAUGGAGGACAGGAGGAGGUGGAAGGAAGAGAGGGGGAGGAGUCUGGAGAGGCAGAGGCUGCUGUGGCCCAGGAAGAGGAGGAGGAGACUGCGACGACCAAAGCUCAGAUUCAGACAUGGGAAAAACAGAUAGUCAAGAUGAACGGAGAACUGACUGAUGGCCAGAGGGAGGAGGUAAAGGAUGGAGUGGAGGGAGAGGCUGUACUGGAGAAUAGAACGACAGAGGAAGACGUGGAGGAGGCGGCAGCAAAGGAGGAAGAGUCCAUCGAGGCUGAAGACAUAUUAGAAGCAGCUCCUGUGGCGCCAGAGGGGUUGGCUGAAGCUGUGGAGGAGCAGGAUCCUCUCCCGUUAGUAGACGAUCCAGCGUCUGUUUCAGAGGAGGCCCCUCGCCUGCAGAACCAUCCCCAGCAGAGCCCUCACUCUCUGGGGAUGUGCGUGAGGAGGCUACACCCAUGGAAGAAGCAGAGGAGGGACACUGUAGUAGCAACUCCUGUGGCGUCGGAGGGGUUGGCUGUGGUGGAGGAUGUGGAGGAGGUGGCUCCUCUCCCGUUAGUAAAAGAGCCGGCCUCCGCUCCAGAGGAGGCCCCCUCGCCCAUGGAAGGAGAGGAGGUAAAGAGAGAAGAGGUGGAGGAGAGCGCAAUGGAGGAACCGGAGGCGAAGAAGAAAUUGGUGGAGGUCAUUGCAGUGGACAGCAGUAGCCAGGAAACGGUGGUCCAAGUGCUGGGAGGAGACCUGUCCUACCAGCCUCUGGAGGAAGGAGAGGAGGAGGCGGCGAAGGAAGGGGUCCUGGUCGCGAAUGAGGAAAAUAAAGGGGUAGAGGAGAUGGAGAAUGCAACGACUACAGAGGAGUUCGAGGAGGGAAGUGAGAGCUCCGACGAGGGAGGCAAGGGUCAGGCUCUUUGGAGGAGAGUUGGGGGCAGGGGCCCGGCGGCGCCUGAACGUAAAUCUAAGAGACUGAACAGAGUGGUCAUCGAGCAGGACAGGGAGCAGCCAGAGGUCACAGUGGAAGAGGAGGAGAAAGCUACAACUACAGAGGAGGAGGAGGAAGAAGAGGCUGUAGAGAAGAGCUGGGCUGAGGAAGAGGUGGAGGAAGAGGAGCAGCCACAAGUGAUUGACCAGAGGGCAUUGAGAAGGAAGAGCCGACCGGUCCAGACUCCAAAUAAAGCCAGAGGGAAACGACAUGGCAAGAUCUAAACACACCAGGCAUGCACAACACACACACACACACACACACGGUGAUGUUUUCUGUCUGGUUUUAGGGUUUGUAAGGGGUCUAAAGUUUACUUGUAUUAUCUCAGUAUGAUGUUUAGAUGCAUUUACUUUAGGUAGUUCAUUUAUCUUUACAGAAAACGACCAAAAAAGUGUUUGUACAGGAAAACGCAGCACUCGCUAUUGUAAUUCGUCAAUGUGAAUUCUUUUAAUGUUAUUCAUAUGUCAUUUGUAAUCUUGUUUUUACUGCCUUGUUCUAUAGGAACUGACUGAUAUUGAGUUUAACAGGUCUGUUGUGGUUUGAAUAUGAUUGUCACUCAAAGAUUUUUACUAUCAAACCCAGUUCCAUGUUCUCCUAUAGCCUGGUCCCAUUCUCGUCUUGAGGUGCCACUGUUAUAUUUAUAGUCGUUACAAUAUUUAAAUAGUUUUGGUCGAAAGGCACCUCUUUAGUUUAGUUCUUGCAGGAGUUAUUUUCUAAAAAAAGUCAUUGAAGUUCUGUUCCAAUGAAAGCCAGCAGACCCAUUAGCUUCCGAAGACCAGUUUUGCUAAUAAACCUUUUUUUUAUGACUAUAUGGAACUCUUAAGGAAGGAAACUUUCAAAGAAUGCUUUCAGUUUUCUCCGUGGUGCACGCCACCUAGCUAUCGUAUCUCUUGGAGUGAUGAAAUUAUAUUUUCCGAUGCGCCUUUCGAAAAGCUGUGAAUGAACGUCAAAUCAUGAUCUUCAGGUUGCACGGCACGUACUCGUGCACAUGCACACACAUGCAUAUCGAUAUGUACACACAGAUACUAUAGUGAAUAUAUCCAUAGAAUCUGUUUUGAAUAGGAACAAUCGAUUUGGACAUGAUUUGAUCUUAAUUUAGCAAUAAAAUAAAACGUUUCUGAGAUCCUAAUUGUCUUUCCCAUUCAUAAUUUAAGAUGGUGAUUUAUACUUUGUAAUAUAAUUCAUGGCCUCUUUAAUUGCAAUUGGAUAAAAUAUGUAUAUUACAAUAACUAGAUUAUACCAGAAUUUUGAAGUAACUGAAUUUAUGUACCAUCGAUAUUUUUGAUAUAAACAUUUUGUAAAAUGACAACUUUCACUAUUGGGAGAAAGAAAUGUUGCAACCCAAAUUCCGUGAAUUGUAUGCCGUCAUUGAGUGUUGAUUCACUAUUAGAGGGCACUUUGAGCCAAAGACGUGAAGCAGAAUGCAUCAAAUGGGCUAUUGUUGUACCAUGGUUACAGGUCAAUCUAUAGAACCUUAACUAGGGCCGUAUUCACUAGGCACCAAACGGAUUAAAAAAACACUCCGCUGUGCACUAAUGAAUAUGACCCGUGCUAAAGGAUUGGAUGGUGAUUGGAUGGUGCGCCACAGCGUUUACGAGAUGGUUCUAGGCAGUUGCAUUGACUGUAAAGGUGUUUUCCCUCUGUAUGGAAGGAAACCUGUUCUAGCCUUGGCAGAACGUGUCAAUGCAACUGUUUGAUGUAAACCUUAGACGUGUAUAUAAUUAGUCAUUGACUUGAAAUAGGGUCUCCCCAUUCUAGUAAUUAUGUUUCUAUAAUGGAAACCUUGAUGUCAGAAUGUCAGUCUCACAGAUAGUGUUUUCGGCGACGUGAGUUUUUGGUUUCUCUUGUUAAUCAAAUUGCCUUCAUAACAUCUAUUGUAAAAGGCAGAAAUAUAUCCAUUUUUUGUAUGACUGAUGUGUGUUCGCUGUGUCUGGGAUAUGUCACAUACAAGGAGCUACAGCGUACAACACCUGGUUGAGCGGCUUCCUCUCCUUAAUCUGCACUGGUCUGAGAACUAGGGGUGAGUGAAGGCAAUGUGGCAGAAACCUACCAGGGGAUUUUGCUUUCACCUCUCCACUUCCAGAUCAGUGCAGGGGAUGGAAAGGAGGCGAGGAGAGGAUGCCACGCUGUACUCUUGAUGCUCACCAUGUGCUUGUUGCUGAAAUACCCGUUCUUUCAACCACUGCUAUACUUGUGGAUGGGUUCCAUUAGGUCUUGUUUCUACUCUAUUCUGAUUCCCCCAAAGUGUUUUAAAGGUUCAUUGUGACACCAUGAAACUGCUGUACAGAAUAUUACACAGCCAUGUUAGUUCUGUUCGUUUUCUGUUGGAAUGUAUUCUGGAUAUGCUGCAGCAGCAGAGGGAGACAGAGUAGGUGUCGUUGAGCUGCAGCGUCGAGUAUAGUAUAUAGCCUGUCUUGACCCUGUUGUAGCGUUUUCAGAUUUGGGUUGAAAAUGGAAGUCCACCACUUGGUGGCACUCACAUUCUGCCACAUUCGGCUGCUGUGGUUCCCUCUGUGCCUGGUGGUUUUAUACAUGCAUGCUUCGUAGAUAUGUCUGACUGGGUUUGUGCUGGUGCUCUCCGAAAAUGAAGGCUGGCUUGCCCCAGGGGCCAUGUUCAGUCGGGUGCAACGUCAGAAAUGGUUUGUUCGCCGGUGUACAAGACGCUCCUUAUUUGCAACGUUCAGAACAUUGCACCUUCCUGAAUGUACCUCGUACUACUCUAAAUCAGGCAUCCUUAUUGGCCUCAUUCGCAACCAAUAGACUUUAGACUGUCCUGAAUGGUAAAUGAUGCCCUAUAUAGUGCACGCUUUUGAACAAAGCCCGAUUGGCACUGGUCAAAGGGAGAACAGGGUGCCCUUUAGGGUAGUGUUCUGUUGAUUUUGUUUGCACUGUAACAUGUACGGUUUGUGGUUGGAGAUAUUAACCGUUUCACCGCUGACACCUAUGUUUAGUCACAGGUACUAUCAGGGUCUCAAUUCAGGAGAUGAAUCCACAUUUAAAUGAAUUGGAAAGAUGUCUAUUUCAAAAGAAAGAGAAAUGUGUGCCUUUUUUUUUAAUGGUCCCUGACUGUAAGGGACCCCCCCCCCCCAAUGAGUUUUACAUGUGAUAUUUUUUAACUAAUAAGUAUGAUUUCAAAUCACCUGAAUUCACUGAGUUGUAAUAGAUUACAACUCAUUCCUGCAUCUUGUCACUUCCACAUAAUCUGCCUCUUGUGACGUUACUGGACCAAUCCUGUUGGUUUCUCAGCUGUAUUAUCACAGGCUACUCUUCAUCUUAUAUCUUGCAGAACAUAUUUCAAUUUAUGAUUUCCUUCUUCUUAAUGAAAAAUAAAAAUAAAAGUUUUUCUGAAAUUA